Tuber melanosporum (Perigord truffle) is the source of this 2220-nucleotide messenger RNA. RefSeq lists its product as uncharacterized. Bases 245 to 1819 code for a protein of 524 amino acids. The transcript is spliced from 7 exons. Gene Ontology annotation, biological process: protein deubiquitination. Gene Ontology annotation, molecular function: cysteine-type deubiquitinase activity; zinc ion binding. NCBI's taxonomy places the organism in Eukaryota, Fungi, Ascomycota, Pezizomycetes, Pezizales, Tuberaceae. The record is from RefSeq and is a predicted model, not a curated record.
CAUUCCUGCUAUGAGACAUAUUUUGUGCGCGCGCCGUGGAAGCCUAUAACUUCGCACUCGGUGAACCACCGCCUCUCGCUCCGUGUUGUGAAAGAGAGAGAGAGAGAGGGCGCCGCUACAUCUAUCCCGACCAGAUCUCCGAGCUCAAGUCGCCGCUUCCACCCCUCUCCCUUUACCGCAUCACUACCAACCACGCACCUCUCACACCCACCACCCACCACCCCGGACACGAUUGUCCACCGCCAUGGGCUCAACCACCAUAUUGAAUCGCCCGCAGGCUGCUUCCGCAUUGUCAGCUUCACCAAAAGUUGUCAAAAACAACAAAUCUCUCGCUAGCAGUUCGGCCGCUCCUUUAACCUAUGGUUGUAACCAUAUCGAAAAGCCUCUACAGGGCCCUACGGAGGGUAAUAAGAUGAGGGUCCUUUACGGUAGCGCCACUCGUGUGGCUUUGGAUUCAAGCCGGGCACAUGCGCAAACUUGUGAGAAGUGCAAGUUUCUCAUAACGAGAACCUUCCUUUGCAUGCAAUGUCCGAGUAUAUACUGUCCCAAGGACGCAGAAGCUCACUAUAAGGAAAAGAAUCACCGUUUUGGUAUUGACUCGAGAAGCGGCCAUGUUUACUGCUUCCCUUGCCAGGACUUCAUAUAUGAUCCAGCAUUGGAGAAAAUUAGGGUGGAAAAGGAGGUAGCUAUGGAGGGGGGUGCUCGGAAAAGGAGGCGAUUGGAUGAUAUCAAACCCUCACCCGAAGAUCUUAAGUACAUCGAGUCGAAUACAACACUUGCGCCCUGCAGAGCUACGGGACUCAGGGGGUUUCUCAACAUGGGAUCUACCUGCUUCAUGAGUGUGGUAUUGCAGAGCCUGAUACAUAAUCCGCUGGUCCGGAAUUUCUACUUAGCAGAUGGUCAUAAACCUAAGGAGUGUGCCCAAGCCAACUGCAUGAGUUGCGCCAUGGAGGAAGUAUUUUCAGAGUUUUUCGCCACAGAUAAAACAGAUGGGUUUGGACCAGUCAACCUCCUCACAACUUCAUGGAAGUGCGAGCAGACAUUAGCUGGGUAUCAACAGCAGGAUGCUCAUGAAUACCUCCAGUUUCUCCUGAAUCAGCUACACGCAACCAAUGGUGGGAACACUGAUACCAAGACGGAACAGUGCAAAUGCAUUAUCCAUCGCGCCUUCUACGGUAACCUCCAGAGCGAUGUGACGUGCGAGGGGUGUCAGAAUGUCACAACAGCCGUCGACCCGGUUAUGGACCUAAGCUUGGACCUGAGAAAAAAGGAUAAGAGGAAGCUAGCCACCCCGAAGACUGAGGGGGAUGGAGCCAUGCAGACUCUACAGGAAUGCCUUGAACGGUUUACAAGCACAGAAAAGCUGGGGAUGAAUGAGUAUAACUGCGAAAAUUGCUCUGGUCAUCAAGAAGUGGCUACAAAGCAGUUAACGGUCAAAAGAUUACCACCGGUACUGUGCAUUCAACUCAAGCGUUUUGAACAUGGCUCUACAAAAUCAUCAAAAAUUGACACCAAAAUACGAUUCCCCAUGCAGCUGGACAUGGCCCCCUAUACGACACGCGCAAAGCGAAAAGCAAAAGACGGUUCUACAGAUUGUGGUCCUAAAUCUAGCCUUAAAGGCCAUGGGCCUUACCUAUACGACCUUCUCAGUGUCGUUGUCCAUACAGGCCAGAUAAACUCUGGUCAUUAUAUAAAUUUUUCACGUGAAAAUGGACAGUGGUUUCGGUUCGAUGAUAGUGUGGUCACACUUGCUACUGAGAAGGAUGUUCUCUCAGCGAAGGCAUAUCUGCUUUUUUACAUAAUCCGGAGCUUGACCUAAGGUAUUGUCGGCAUCGAACGGGGAUAUGGGAAGGAGAGGAGUGAAUGGCAUUGUUAUUUGGACGGGGUUUGUCAACAACACAAACUUGCCGUGGUUGGGAUGAUGAAUUUUCUCAAAGUGGAUUACAUUUUUAAUAUUGUUUCAGGGUGUUUAAAUUAGGCUGUUUGUAUAUUCUAAGGCUGUCGGGCUAUGGCGUCGGGGUUAUUGUAUGUUUCUAUUUUAUCUUGUGCUGUUGCUUUUGAGUCACAGCGCGGUAAGUUGGUUGCUUGUUUUAUCGUGAAGGGUUUAAGUGUGCAUACUCUGGCUGCGGGAUACUCUCCAAGUUUGCUGGAUACCAAGAGGGGGUGCUAUUGUGUUACAAUCGUUUAGACCGGGAAAUUUUACUAAAUGUUCCCCAUCCA